Molecule: messenger RNA, 1839 nt
Organism: Vanrija pseudolonga
Lineage: Eukaryota; Fungi; Basidiomycota; Tremellomycetes; Trichosporonales; Trichosporonaceae
Gene: ftr1
Product: High affinity iron permease 1
Exons: 2
Coding region: 465-1775 (436 amino acids)
Biological process (GO): iron ion transmembrane transport
Cellular component (GO): high-affinity iron permease complex; plasma membrane
Molecular function (GO): ferrous iron transmembrane transporter activity
Source: RefSeq, a predicted model, not a curated record
CUCACUUGUCGGCCGGUGCCAAGCAACUGUUCGGACUCGUUUUGGUCCUCGGAAUAGCCAGGAUUCGCUGCUGCGACUACGCUUGUUGCUCAGAGCUCCUACGGGUCUCCCCCUCGCCCCCGCCGCCCCCGCCAACCGCCCACUAGCGUCGGCCUGCAAAGUCCCAAACUUGCAUCUCGCACGCAAAAAAGGCCUCUGCGCAGCCGGUCCAACCGCCUUCUGUUGAGACACUAUUAUCAGAUAAAUCCCCAGCAGCGCAAAAAAGGAUCCCCCCCAUCUCUGCGCCAUUUCCAUCUGGCACCCAAGAAGCCACAAACAGCGCGCCAAGGCUCCCUCGACAUCGACAACCUCGCUGACCUCGCUGUCGACCACCAGGCCAAGACUCUUAGCCUGCUGCGUACCGCUGGUGCACCCUUAGAACCCGCCGACCUUGCCUGCCGCUACCAGAGCACGACUCGCCCACCAUGGCCAAGGACGUCUUCUAUGUCCCCAUCUUCUUCAUCGUCUUCCGUGAGACGAUCGAAGCCGCCAUCAUCGUCUCGGUGCUGCUCUCGUUCGUCGAGCAGCUCAUGACGACUGGCCGUCUCUCGCCCACCGAAACCGACGAGCACGCAUUCGGAGACCACGACCAGGAGCACAAUGCGCAGGUCAAGACGCUCAUCAAGCGCAUGCGCUGGCAGAUCUGGGCCGGCACCCUGUCCGGUCUCGCCAUUUCUCUUGUUAUCGGUGCCGCCUUCAUCGCAGUCUUCUACACCAAGCUCAACAACCUCUGGGGCAAGACUGAGCAGAUCUGGGAGGGCGUCUUCUGUCUCAUUGCGUGCAUCCUCAUUCUGCUCAUGGGCCUUGCCUUCCUCAAGAUGGACCGCUCGCGUAUCAAGUGGCGCUACAAGCUCGCUGCCGCCUUCUCCCAGUCGUCCAAGAAGAUGAUCCGCAACCGCAACCGCGACUCCACUGAGGAGGGAACCCCGGACGAGACGGCCAACCUGACCGCCGAGGACCGCCGCGAGUCGCGCUCGUCAAAGUGGGCCCUCUUCCUCCUCCCCUUCAUCACCGUCCUGCGUGAGGGUCUCGAGGCUGUCGUCUUCGUCGGCGGUGUGUCGCUAAACGCGCCCGCGACCUCCAUUCCCCUCCCCGUCGUCGUCGGCCUCAUCGCCGGCUUCAUUGUCGGCUACAUCAUCUACCGCACCGGCUCGACCGGCACGCUGCACUGGUUCCUCAUCAUCUCGACCACCAUCCUCUUCCUCAUCGGCGCUGGUCUCGCCUCGCGCGGCGUCGGCUUCCUCCAGUACUACGUGUUUGCCCAGGGCGUCGGCGGCGACGUCGCCGAGACUGGCGACGGCCCCGGCUCGUUCCAGGUCGCCGGCAACGUGUGGCACCUGACCUACGGUAACCCCGAGACUGGUUCCCCCACCACCAACGGUGGCUGGCAGAUCUUCAACGCCAUCCUCGGCUGGAACAACACGGCGACGCUCGGCUCAAUCCUCAUUUACGUCUUCUACUGGCUCGUCGUCAUUGUCGCGCUCAUCUACAACAAGUGGACCGAGGGCCGCUUCACGUUCUUCGGCCGCGGCUCGUCGGCGUACAACCGCCGCAUUGCGCGCCGCGAGGCCAAGGCCCGCGACGCUGAGCUCGCUGCCCAGACCGCCUCGACGCCGCUCGACGAGAAGACGGGCCACGAGUCGGACGACGCCGGAUCCUCGAGCGGCGCCACGGCCGAGGAGCUCCCCAACAACAACAACAACAACAAGAGCAAGGAGCACAUCCCCACCAUCUAGACGCGGGGCAUCAUUCGUAGAUUCAUAAUACCACCACCACCAUGCAAGGCUCUGCCUACGGAAC